UUCCAUAGAGUCACUAUCUGCCGACUCACUUUGUUUCCGUUUGUUUAUUUUCGCUCUCUGACAGCUUCAUCUGCCAUACCAGAGUCGUGUCUGCAUUUUACAGACCAAAAGAAGAAGGACGGGAGUAAAAGAGAAAGAAAGACGAGAAGGAUGAGGAGUGUCGGGUAUAGAGGAGCCUCUUUGCCAUCUCUCAUGGCCCUUCACUAAGGUGUCUAAUGGCAUCCAGCCCAGAGCUGUCAGUGUGAGAAGUGAAUCUUACAAGAGAAGUCAUUAAGGGAAUAGAAGUUUACAUGGAGCAUGGCCUCAGCCAAAGAUGAUGACAUGGACGCACAACAGGUACACAUUAAAGAAGAGGACUGUGAGUGGGGUACACCAGUGGAAUUGUAUGAGAAGCUGGAGGAUCAUGAAGAACAAAUCUCUGUUUUUAAAGAGGAAGAGUGCAAGGAGGAAAAUGUAGUUAAGGAUUCAAAAGAUUUCUCAGUUGGUCUUGAACUUCAAAACCAUGAAAAUGGAAAAACUUUCAAGCAAGAUGUUUGGGAAGAAUCUCAUUCCAAUUCAAAAUUCUGGUUCACUAAUAUGACAGAACUGGCUACCCAGCAGAAUUCUAUGGUACUGAAAUCAGAGUUAUCUGAAUUUGAAGAGAAAAACAGUGAAGGAUACAGGAGAGAAGCAGAAGGACAGAAGAUAUCUAGGAUUGUGGGAAUAAAUUUACGAGAGAAUGGCAGCUUCUCCACAUCUUCAUUUGUUCGGCCUUCACUUCAGUGUAGACUGAUACAGAAACGAAAACUGGACAAUGAGAAGAUUAACAAAUCAACAAGAUCAGAGACUUUGCCAGCAGCCUCUUCCCAGUGCAGUUCUCUUCCUGUUGCCAAACAAGCACAGGCAGAAGCCGUCAUAAGUAAUCUACAACUGUGUAAACAAAUACAGAUUCACACUGGAGAAAAACCUCAUUAUUGUUUGGAAUGUGGGAAACGAUUCUCACAUAGAAGUAGUCUUUGUAAGCAUAAGAAAAUUCACACUGGUGAUAAGCCGCAUUGCUGUUCUAAAUGUGACAAAUGUUUCUUACAGAAAAGUAAUCUUAAUAUCCACAUGAAAGUUCAUACAGGAGAAAAAUCACAUUGCUGUCCAGAGUGUGGUAAAAGAUUUUCACGACUAUGCAAGCUUCAGAGCCAUACCAGAAUACACACUGGAGAAAAAUCUCAUUGCUGUCUAAAAUGUGGCAAACAAUUCUGUGGUAGUAGCAGUUUGCAGGAGCACACGCGAAUUCAUACUGGAGAGAAGCCAUAUGUCUGUUCUGAAUGUGGCAAACAGUUCUCUCACAGUAGCAGUUUUCAAAAACACAAGAAUUCACACUGGAGAAAAGCCAUUUGGCUGUUCUGAAUGUGGUAAACGAUUCUCACAAGUAAGCCAUCUUCACAGCCACACAAGAAUUCACACUAGAAAGAAACCCUAUUGUUGAUCUGAAUGUGGGAAACAAUUCUCAAACAACAGUGGCUUGAAUUGUCAUGAAAGAAUUCACUGUGGUAAGAAACCUCAGAGCUGUUCUGAAGGUGGCAGGUAGUGUGGCAUAGUGAUUACAGGCAGUAUUAUGGUUGAUUGGGGUGAGGCCAGUUUGAACAGACCAGUGGAGAUCCUUGCCUGCUCUGGUGUGUAUUUAAAGCCUCCCAUCCUUUUGCUGUUGUCCUGAAUGCAAUUAAGCACAGAUAAAUCUCAGGGAUCAUUGAGUUUUCAACCCUAAUGAAUCACUCUUAUGGAAAAUCAAACAUAACCAAUACAAUCUGUGAUGAGUCAGAUGUGCAGUAAAACAACUGAGAUAGUACCAGUGGUGCUGGAAUGAACAGGCCUUAUAAAAAAUAAAAUGCAGGACCAUCUAGAUGUCAGAUGAAUUAUAGAAGGAAGUACUAGAAGGGACAAUGCAAGUUCUUCACAAAAUUUUGGCAACAAUUCUAAACAGUGUGAAAAUGAUAAACUUAUCAUCCAGCAUUACGCAUCAAUCAUGUAAUUUUUAUUUUCAGAGUUGACUUCAUGGUGAUUUGAAAACUUUGUAAUUUUGUUCUUUAUUUUAAAACUGUUGCUACUGUGACAUUCAUAAUAUUUGUAGGCAUCAUGUUAAUAAAGC
This is a messenger RNA of Erpetoichthys calabaricus (reedfish), 2119 nucleotides long. Its product is annotated as zinc finger and SCAN domain-containing protein 2-like. NCBI's taxonomy places the organism in Eukaryota, Metazoa, Chordata, Cladistia, Polypteriformes, Polypteridae. The transcript has 4 exons. The record is from RefSeq and is a predicted model, not a curated record. Gene Ontology annotation, molecular function: RNA polymerase II cis-regulatory region sequence-specific DNA binding; DNA-binding transcription factor activity, RNA polymerase II-specific. The coding region runs from base 298 to 1380 and encodes 360 amino acids. Gene Ontology annotation, biological process: regulation of transcription by RNA polymerase II.